UAAACUAAUCAAAGAAAUUCAAAUAAUGUGCUUCAAGUCUUAAGGGUACCUUUGUUACGAAAUCCCAAUUAAAAUCACGAAAUUUCAAGUACAUGAAAGCCCCUUUCAGUCCUUUUAGCAAGUAAAAAAGAAAAAGAAAAAGAAAAUACUUAACAAAGCCUAAAAGAAACCCAAAAAAAAGGAAAAAAAUAAUAAUGUACGAAAAUAGAAAAAGAAAACACUACACCACCACCUCAACCACCGUAACCGCCGCCUCUCAUCCUCUCUCUAGAAACAUGCAACCACCGCCAACCACCGCCACCACCUCUAAGAAAACUCUAACACUAACCCCAUCACGUCUGAAAGAUCUCUUACUAAUCUUAUCCUUCCUAAUAAUAAUCUACCUCCUCUUCUCCUCACCGCGACCUCAACUUUCCUUAACUCCAUGCUCUACCCCAUCGACUACCUUUCCCACCACUCGCCGCCAUAUUGUCUUCUCCAUAGCAUCUUCUUCUACUUCUUUCAUUCACCGCCAACCCUACAUCCGCCUAUGGUACAACUCCACCACCACGCGUGCUUUCGCUUUCCUUGAUCGGGAAGUUGUCGACCCCACUGGAAAUAACAAUCGCUCCGUGAUAGAUCCCACGCUCCCUCCUGUAAUAAUCUCCAAAGACACAUCUUCCUUCCCUUAUACCUUCAAAGGCGGCCUUAAAUCCGCCAUUAGAGUGGCGCGUGUAGUAAAGGAAGUUGUGGAGCUUAAUGAACCGGAUGUUGAUUGGUUCGUGUUUGGUGAUGAUGAUACUGUGUUUUUUGUGGAGAACUUGGUUACCGUUUUGUCGAAAUAUGAUCAUAAUGGAUGGUUUUACGUGGGGAGUAAUUCAGAGAGUUAUAGUCAGAAUGUGAAGAAUUCAUUUGAAAUGGGAUUUGGUGGAGGUGGGUUUGCAAUAAGUUAUUCGUUAGCUAAGGUUUUAGCUAGGGUUUUAGACUCAUGUUUGGUGCGUUAUGCUCAUUUGUACGGGAGUGAUGCAAGGAUUUUCUCCUGUUUGGCAGAGUUAGGUGUUGGUUUGAGUCAUGAGCCUGGGUUUCAUCAGGUUGAUAUGCGAGGGGAUUUGUUUGGAAUGUUGUCUGCACAUCCAUUGUCUCCUUUGGUGUCUCUUCAUCAUUUGGAUGCUGUGAACCCUAUCUUUCCAAAAAUGAGCAAGACUCAAGCUUUAGAACAUCUUUUUAAUGGUGUGAAUGUCGACCCUACUAGGAUUUUGCAGCAAACAGUUUGCUAUGACCCUGUAUAUUCAUUGACUGCUUCAGUUGCAUGGGGAUAUUCUGUUCAGGUGUUUGAAGGCAAUGAGUUUCUUCCAGAUCUUCUUACACCACAGAGAACAUUUAUGCCAUGGAGGAGAGCAGGAAAUGCUGAAUUCACUCGUUUUAUGUUUAAUAUAAGAGAAUAUCCCAAAGAUCCCUGUAAAAGACCUCUUGUCUUUUUCAUGGAAAGUGUUACCUCUGGUGGUAAAAAUGGCAUUUGGAGCAAUUACAUCAGACAUGAUGUUGCUGAUUGUAACAGAGGUUAUGCCAUGAAGAAUCUGGAACUUGUUAGAGUACUGUCCCAGAAACUAGAACCAGAUAUUGAACAGAUGAAGGCUCCUCGUCGACAAUGCUGUGACCUUUCUCCCUUAUUUAAUGGGACAAUGGUCAUUAGCAUUAGGAAAUGUGGUGCUGAUGAACUAAUUGCUAUGCAUUCCUAACAUAUUAGAGAAUGCCAGCUGUCUAGAAGUGCAAUUAGAUGCAAAGCAAUUGGAGUUUGAUUCAGCUUUUGCUCUCAUCUGGUUGGAACUUACAUGCGUUAAAUGCAAUGCUUCAUGCUGGCAUAUUAUGACUACGCAAUGGUUGGAAUACUUGAUUCAGUUUGAAACCACUCCCACAUUUACUGCCAGCUAAAGUUUCCAGCCUUAGAUUUGAUGCCAGGAUGUGCAAGCAACGACCAAGAGAAGAGACGUGACCACAGAGGAGAGUCAAAGUCUUGCUAUCAAUUUACACGGCACUAAUGUAUUCUUUCUGUGAAAAUGUAACUUUCAGAAAUUUGGUGAGUUUGUAAAGCUUAUGAAAUCAAAUUUUGUCAACGAUGUUGCAUUUUCCAAGUAACGUUAUCGACUCUGGAAAUCCAUUCUUUGUUUCCACC
This is a messenger RNA of Populus nigra (black poplar), 2152 nucleotides long. RefSeq lists its product as uncharacterized. NCBI's taxonomy places the organism in Eukaryota, Viridiplantae, Streptophyta, Magnoliopsida, Malpighiales, Salicaceae. Gene Ontology annotation, molecular function: acetylglucosaminyltransferase activity. The transcript has 4 exons. The record is from RefSeq and is a predicted model, not a curated record. Bases 195 to 1718 code for a protein of 507 amino acids.